This is a messenger RNA of Juglans regia (Persian walnut), 937 nucleotides long. RefSeq lists its product as uncharacterized. The coding region runs from base 341 to 718 and encodes 125 amino acids. NCBI's taxonomy places the organism in Eukaryota, Viridiplantae, Streptophyta, Magnoliopsida, Fagales, Juglandaceae. The transcript has a single exon. The record is from RefSeq and is a predicted model, not a curated record.
GGUUUCUCAAUUUCUUGUACAGCCUUACGACAAAUACCGACCAUCGGUCGGUGAUGAGUCGUUUCUGAAAGCGCCCUCAAAGAGGGUGCAAAACUGACCGGAAUAGCCGGUAAAAGGUCAUAAAAGAAGCGAAUGGAAACCCCACAACCCCCUCAUAUCAAACCGCUACGUGGCCGAUCUUAUCCGUUUCCAAUCCCUCCACCCUUUAAAAAUAGUAAACCCCCAACUAUUAAGCCACCUCUCUCCCACCUUCUUUUCCAUUUUUGCUGUCCAAAAAAGCUCUCUCUCACACACUCUCUUUCUGAAAAUCUUAAGCUUUAUCUCUUCGAACCCCUUCUAUAUGGCUGCGAAUCUCAUCCCCUUCCGACCAUCCCGGAUCCGAGCUUGCGCGACGUCGGACCACCGGAAUCCCGAUCAGAACCGUCCAACAAGCGUCUCGUCGCCCAACUGGUGGACCCCGAUCUUCGGAUGGUCCGCUGAGCCCGACUACAUCGACUCGGGGAGCAACAAGCAGAUCCACAACGGCUCCGAGAAAUCGGACCAGGAUCUCUACCCGAAGUCUUCCCGAACCAAGUUCACCCCGGGUUCCUUCACGGAGGAGAAGGCGAGACAGCUCCGGAUGAUGACGAAGGAGACGGAAUCGUUUCACGACGUCAUGUACCACUCCGCCAUCGCCUCCCGCCUAGCCUCGGAUUUCAAGAAAAGCUCCGAUCUGUGACCUGCGGCGAGCUAAGGAUAUAUUUGGAGAUCCGUAGUAUCGGAUUUUUAUAUGUAUUUUUUUUCUUUUAAUUCAACCUUUUCUUUGCAAAAUUUAAGAUAAAGAAAAGUGGAAAAUGUUAAUAUUAGGUGAUGUAAUUACGUAGUUAAUGCUGUUAAUUAAUUGCGUGAUGGACACGACGAUGUAGAAUUUAUGGAUAAAGAUGUGAUGUUUUCAGAA